Molecule: messenger RNA, 3673 nt
Organism: Dimorphilus gyrociliatus
Lineage: Eukaryota; Metazoa; Annelida; Polychaeta; Dinophilidae
Source: the annotation of a GenBank genome assembly
AUUUUACUUAUUAAAAAUGGCGUUUCGUUAUUCGACGUAGAAAACAAAAGUUUUUAUAAAAAGCAGCAAGAUGUUGUACGUAUUUAUGGUGAAUUAUGGCGUAUUUUAUACAUUUGAAAUGGAAUAUUUAUAUCAAAAUGUCUCAGCAUUGCAAGAAGCUAUUGCUCGACGAUUAAAAAUAGAAGUGUCUAAACAAGUUCUUAUAAUUAGCUCAGGACAAGUAUUAUCACCUAAGACGAAACUUGUCAAAUAUGGUGCUGGAACAGAUACAAGUCCUAUAUAUUUAUUUAGUAAAAGAGCAGAGGAACUUAUUAAACCUAUACGGCAAGAGCAACAAGAAAGUCAAACAGAGGUUCAAUUAAGAGACAGUGUUGACGAAGCCCUAGAUCUUUCACCAUCGUUUCAAACUGUGACAGUUCGGUCUCAACUAGCUCAGCGAAUAUAUGAAAUGAGUAAGGAAAUAGCGAAAAGAGCCGAAACUUUAGUUCAAGAACAAACGUAUCAACAUAAAGCUUUUAUUGCUGCUAUAUCUAAUAUGCUAGACUUGAUAAAAUGGUACAAAGAACAAGUCGAAUUUUUCAAAACAGCGUUAAAACGUUUUAUGAAAAAUAGGGAGAAAUUUGUCGAAAUUUUACCAUCAUUUGACGUUUCAUUAGCUCUUCUUGCAAAAUUACCGCUUUUAAAAUGCUUAAACGCUCAAAACACUAGUAGUCUCUUGCAAUCGUCAAUACGAGAUAUUGGAACAGAUGUUUCAGAUCUUACACUUUUAGAAUGGAUUAAUUCAACCGGUAGCCAUUCUACAAGACAUAGUAUCAAGGGAAUGUUUGAAGCUUGUAAUAGAGGGAUUGAGCAGAUAACUCCUCAAAUGAGAAAUGAAACUUUAAAAGGAGCCAAGAAACUAUUGAAAAUUGCUGAAAAUGAAGAAAUGAAAGAAAUUAUUGGCUUGGAUAGAAGAUUAGCAAGUAUGGAAAAGUUAGUUGAAAAUGGACAAAAGAUAGUUCAAAAUAUUUUCGAAUUAGCUCAAGGAUUAGUUCAAAAUGAACAGCGUCUGAAAAAUACUGCAGAUAAAUCUGUACUAUUACCGCUGUGUGACAGUCAUAUAGAGCAAUUAAAGAUGUUGAUUGAACAUUUCGAUACGAUUCGUGACAUAAAAAGAAGGUGUAUUGCUUCUAAGAAUGAACUAUUACAAAACCUACAAGCCAGACUGAAAUGGGUCGCAGAUGUUGAAAAAGAUUUACAGCAUACAGCUUCUAAAAUGGACAUGAUUGCACAACAUUCUCAUAAUUUAUCAGUUCAGUUAAUGGUUUUAGUGCAAGUACAUGAGUCACCUUUUUUGUAUUCGGAUGUUGUUGUCGAGAUUCAUAGGAGAAGACGCUUCUCUGAAAAAUAUUUGGACUGGGGAGAAAAAUUAGCUAGCGAAGCUACUGAAUUAUUUAAAGAUGAAGUUGAAAAGAGAAAAUCUACUCAUAAAAGGUUACACAAUCAUUUUUUGGAAUGUCUCUUUCCUGGUUUUGAUGAUGCUCCGGCUCGUUUUAUAAGUGAAAAAAUUGAAGCUUUCGACGAUAAGCUACCCCCUGUUGAAAGAGAGGACCUUGAAUUUUUACAAAGUGUUGUUCCCGAAUUGGCUGAAAGGUUAGGGAUUCCUAGCGAAAACGAGGAUAUAAUAGUUAAGGGAGAAAUAACACUUCGUGAAUCUGAUACCCAUACACCUCUUCUAGUCAUGGAUCCAGUAAACGGUGAACCUUUUGAGUCAUACAAAACAGCUGAACAACCCAUUACUCGUACCUCAACUGAUAUACACCGAGUGCCACGUUUUCGAACCGAUUCUAUAGACAGUUUUAGCACGAGUCCUGAAACAUUUUAUUCUUUAACUGCAGAAGGUUCAAGCCAUGAUCUACCAGCUAAAUUUUUCAUAGAAGAGCCCAACUGUCGAGAUGGAAGAGUUGUGGCACUGGAAAAAAGUUUAGAAGAGAAAGCUCGAGAAAUUGAUAAACUGAUGAAAAGUUUGACAAAAAGCGAAUCAAUUUCAAAUAUUACUCAGGAUAGGUUAAACAGAGCCUUUAGUAUAGUGCAAGAAGAGGCUAGAAACCUUAAAUUAUUAUAUCAGGAUAUAUCAUUGGGUAUCAAGGAAUAUAAAACCUCUUUUCACCAACAUAUAGAAACAGUUAAAGAACAGUUGAUGGGAAAUUUUCUUCAGGCUAUUCUGAAAGAAAGGGAAGAAUUACUACAGCGUACCUCUUCACUUGAAAAGGAAUUAGCCGAGUCUGAACAGGCUCAAAUUGAACUCAGGAAUAAUUUAUUGCUUAACAACGAAAUUGAACAAGAAAAAUCGACGAAAAUCCACUCUGAAAAAAUUUUAGAAUUGAAUGACAAAAUUCGUCACAUAGAAGAUAAUAUUGCAACAUAUGAAAAGGAGAUAGAAGAGCUAAAAAGUGAAAAUCACUCCUUAAAUACCAACAUUCAAAGAUUGAAUGAAGAACUUCAGAAAAAUGUUGACGAAGCUCAAACAGUUGAAUUAGAAAGAAAUAAUAUUAUAAAAACGGUUGAUGAACUUAAUAAUUCUUUAAAAACUCUCCAAGAACAAUUACAAGAAAAGGAUAAAAUGCUUAAAAAGUCUGAAAAUGAGAAAGAGAUUUUAGAAAAUGCAAUAAGCAAUAAGGAUAAAUUAUAUAAUGAGCUAAUAAUUGUUCAUAAGAGUGAACUUGAAAAUAUUCAAAAAGACUUUAAUUCAGAUAGAGAAAUCUUACAGAGCAAAUUAACAGACGAAUUUAACAUGAAAAUUGAAGAAGAAAUACAAAAGCGAAAAGUUUUACAAGAACAAAUAAAAAUUAUGAAAGACACUGUAAAGAAGGAGAGGAGAGAAAGGCUCGAAGAGCUCGAUAGAAUAGAGAAAGAGAAGAAAAACGAUAUUUUGGAAUUGAAAAAUUCUUUCGCAAUCGAAAAGCAAAUAUCCAUUGAUGAGGCUAUUACAAAAAUGGCUCAAGAAAAAGAUAUAGUUAUUGAAAAUUUAAGAGAAAGGGAAAAACAGAUGGCGAAGAAGCAUAGUAAAAGAGACAGCAAAAAUCCUGCAAUUGUAGUUGCUCAGGAUAGUAAAGAAAGGUUUGAAGAAGAACAAGUCGAUGAAGGAAUUUCAUCUGGCAUGGUUUUAUCGUAUAUACCUGUUGAAGAAUCAGUUAUAGAGGUUAAAGAACAGGAUACAGCAGUCAUAGAAUUAAGAGAAAAAAUAAAAUUAAAAGAAGAUCAAGUUUCUCGUCUAAGGAAAAAAGUAGAAGAAUUAACAAACAGCAUGCACAGUAUGGUUAAAGAAAAGAUAUGCAUAUCUCAAUGUAACAGUGGCGAUAUCGCACUAAUUGGUCCUAGCGAAACAUAUAAUCACUAUUUAUUAUUUCUCAUCAAUCAACCUCUUCACUUUGUUCACAGCGAAUGUCUACAAGAAUUGGGACUUAAAAAAAUGACAAAAGAAAAACCAAGAUCUAAAUGGAUUUUAGCAGAAGUUGUUGAAAAAGAAUACUGCCUUGCAAAAAAACCAUCGAAUAGAUUUCUUUUAUCCGUUGGCACAAAAUUUUAUAGAGUGAAACUAAAACGAUACGACAGUGACUCAGAACCAAUGGUGCCUUUUAUGCCAUCGGGUGAACCACUUGAUGAAGCGAAAACAACUCCCCCUUCCGCCUAA